AUGGGUCCCGUUGCUGGAGGCGGGGUAGACAGAAGCACAUGUGCAUCCGCGAGCAAAGCAGAGGUUAAGGUAGUUGAUCAUGGUCCCGACCAAGCUUUGUAUAUCGCCACCGUCCAGCCUGUUGAGACGAACAUAGAGGCACAUGAUUUGCUUGCGCGCAAUCUUGAGGAACCACUUGGCCUUGGUAAGGAGAUAGCUUGGGCGAAGGCCAAGGCUUGA
This is a messenger RNA of Triticum turgidum subsp. durum (durum wheat), 219 nucleotides long. Lineage: Eukaryota; Viridiplantae; Streptophyta; Magnoliopsida; Poales; Poaceae. The record is from the annotation of a GenBank genome assembly.